Durusdinium trenchii is the source of this 2129-nucleotide messenger RNA. NCBI's taxonomy places the organism in Eukaryota, Dinophyceae, Suessiales, Symbiodiniaceae. The record is from the annotation of a GenBank genome assembly.
GGGGCCAACUUGCUAUGGAGUUUGGGCCAGCCACACAAGCGUCAAAGGCUUUUGCAAACUUCAAGCACUGCGAAUACAGCCACCAAAGCACUUACUGUAGUUAGAGUUAGGGUUGAUAGUAGGCACGAUGGCAGCAGAAAUCCGCGAAGGCAGUCCAGAAGAGACUGCAGGGAGCACUGAUCCCAAGCAGGACUCUUGGCUUGAUGCACUACUCUGAUCACACGGGCAAGUGCGGAACUCUUGGUUUGUUUCCGUCGAUUGCUUUACUUGAAGGAAUCCUCCGAAUAGUCCAAUGACACGUUUGUUCCUGAUUCAUUAUGACCUGUUUGUUUCUUUGUGCUGCACGCACUGCAUGCAGCUGCACCUGUCAGAUGCGAGCAACCAUCAUUGCCGCCAUCAGCAACCUCUCAACAGCAUACAACUUGGUCAAUGUCAACUUGACCAAUGAGAUUAUGGAGAAUGAAUUUUGCAACGGCGCACACUGCAAUGCUUCAAUUGCUGCAACCAGCACCGCGUGCUUGGCUGGCGCCAUUUUUGGCCAGCUGACUUUUGGAUAUGUUGGUGAUUGGCUCGGUCGAGGGCCUGCGUUGUACUUGACCAUGGUCAUGUCAACCACUGGUGCAUUGGUUUCAGCCUUUGCAGUGCCAUUAAAUCCUCGAGAUCCCACGUCAGUCUUUAUUUUCUUGAGCAUUGCACGCUUCAUCCUGGGCAUCGGGGUUGGUGGAGUCUAUCCCUUGGCAGCCACUGUUGCAGCUGAAGGUUCUAGCAGCUCGAACCGCGGCCGCUCGGUGGCUUUGGUCUUUUCGAUGCAAGGUGUUGGGCAGCUUUUGGUGCCAGUAGUGGGCAUGAUUUGUCUUUACACCUUCGGUGAUGGCAUGGAGCAUGAGAAGACCAAGACAGUCAUGAAUGUGAAGGGUUUGUCCUGGCGUUUGAUCCUUGGCCUUGGAGCUCUACCAGGCAUUUUGCUGAUGCCUUUCCAACGAGCUGAUAGCCAAGCUGCCCGACCAGACACAUCUCAGGCGCCUAGCAUGCUGCAGGCUUUGAGCAAUCGUGCUUACUGGCGGAGCAUUCUCGGCUGUGCAGGAGGGUGGUUUUUGUUUGACAUCACAUUCUACGGAAACUCGUUGUUUGCACCUGCGAUUCUCCAAGAUGUGUUCCAUGUCGACACCGGUUCAUCAACCCCGGUGAUUGGAAGCAAACUUCAGAACAACUUGUGUUGGCAACUUGCAAUCCUGGCGCUUCUUGGGCUGCCGGGCUACUAUGUGUCUGUUUGUUUUAUGGAUCGUUUGGGCCGGAAGAACAUUCAAAUCCAGGGCUUUGGCAUGAUGGCGAUGUUGUACACCAUUUUGGCUGCGUUCUUGGAUGGUAUGGAGGACCUUCCAGCAUUGCUCCUCUUUGUCUAUGGCUUAACGUAUUUCUUCAGCAACUUCGGCCCCAACAGCACUACCUUCAUCCUGCCCUCGGAGUCAUUUCCUCAACAUGUGCGCUCAUCUCUGAAUGGCUUCUGCGCUGCCAUGGGGAAGACUGGUGCUGUUGUGGGUUCUUCGAUGUUCAAGCCAUUGAUAACAGCAGCGGGCACUAGCUUCGUUUUCAUUUGUUGCGCCGUUUGCGCGCUUCUGGGCAUCAUUGUCACCAUCUUCUGCGUUGAUGACAGGCGUGGACAGGAUAUGAUGGGCGAAAGCGAAGAAUCUCUAUCCCAAUCCCGUGAAGACCCAUUUAUAGAGGCCAGUGAUUGCUCCAGAUAGUGAAAUUCUGAAAGCAACGGUUUGCCGCAUUGCAAAGACAAUGAGGCUGUGGGCAAGGUUGAAAGAGCUUCCAAGAAGCCAGACAAGCUGCAAAGUUGCACUUGGGCCAUUGUUUCUGCCCAAUCUGCAAAGCAGACGAAUAGAUACCCCCCUAGUGGUCUCCAAGCUGGUCAGCACCCAGCCCGGCUUCAGACUUUUGGUUAAGAUCAAUGUCGAAAGUGCGGGGGGAAAGUUGAUGAUUGCAAAAACACUUCUUAGUGUGGGAACGUGGACACGGACUAGUCACAAAAUGCUUUUUGUGGUGUGGGGCAUUCAGACACUGAUGUCAUCCAACAUCAUCAAGAGCUAGAAGGGCCAGGCACAGCCUCCACCUUUUGUUCUGGU